Glycine soja is the source of this 2262-nucleotide messenger RNA. RefSeq lists its product as uncharacterized. Bases 376 to 1857 code for a protein of 493 amino acids. Lineage: Eukaryota; Viridiplantae; Streptophyta; Magnoliopsida; Fabales; Fabaceae. Gene Ontology annotation, biological process: cell-cell adhesion. The transcript is spliced from 2 exons. The record is from RefSeq and is a predicted model, not a curated record.
GGAUAGCUUGUCGGUUCCCACAGUAGUAUUAAAUUAUAGGGAACUGCCAAUGAAAUUCUUAAUCAAAGAAAAAACGCACCUUACCUUACCUUGUCGUGUGCCCUUCCCUUCUUCCCAUGCCCCUGCAUGCUUUCUUUGAUUGAAUUGAACCAGUCUUAGUCCACGCCCGCCACCCACCUCAUUAUUUCAAUUUUCCCCUCUCUUACUCAUUCUUUUCUCUCUUCCCUUAUUCAUCACUCUUCCAAAAUAAAAUUAAAAAAAAAACCCACCUUUUUAGUUUUCUCUCAUAGUCUCAUCUCAUCACGACAAACAACAAUCUAAUCUAUGCAACCCCAAAGAAACCCAAUUCAAUAGAAAAAGAAAACAAAAAAUCAGAUGAGCCAGUGGAUACACGUGGCGGUGGCAGCAUCCGCCGUGGGAUGCGUCUCGACCCUUUUGUUGGUCUUUCUCUGGCGUUGGUGCCAUAAAAGAAAUCAUCGCAGAAAUUUCGUUGAGCCGGCUAGUUUGACCAGAGUGGAGAGUGUCCAGGGAGGGAUUUCUGUUUCCAGGCUUCAUCAACAACAACAACCUUUUCAAUUGGAUCAGGGAAACAAGAACAACAACAAGGGCAAUUACAAUUACUAUGUUUUUCGCGGUGGUGGCGUGUCGGGGAAAAGAAGUUUGUUCAAUUGGGGUGAUCAUCCAUCUAUGGCCGCUGAUGCUGUUGAAAAUGGAUGGUCACGAUUUGCUUUCACAGGGUACAAGAGUUACACGCCAUCUCCUUCGAAAAGAUCAGCACUUUUAGGAGUUUGCGCUGCACCUGGUGGAGGAAGUGAUUUUGGAAGAGAAUCAGAGGUUGAGAUAAGCUGGGAAGUGGCCCGUGGAUCUGCUGAGUUUAUGCAGAAGGUGAGGUUGAAUCCCGGGAUCAAAAAAUCUCAUCAUCACAACAACAAUAACAACGCUUUUUCUCUGAGUGUUGCUUCUAUCAUUAGAGGGGCUUUGCCUUUGCCUGGUCCUCCUUUGGGGAACUGUGCGUUCCCACAAGAGGCAUAUUUUGAGAUUACCAUUUUGUACUCACGUGGGGAUGAGUAUGAGUUUGUUGGGAAGAGUGUGGAAGGUGAAAAGACCAAGCUUUUGGUUCAAGGUAACUCCAAUGUUAAAGGGAAUUCGGAGGCUUUGGUUCAUGUUACUAGUGGCAAUGGUAGUAAUAAAAUCAACAAUGUUGAAGGAGAAGGUGGGAAGGGUGAAUCUGUGAUGUUCUCUUUUGGGUUAACUGCUGGGGGUUCUGUUCCUUUGAGAGUUCCAGGUAGCUACACUGGGAGCAUUGGCUUCAACUCCAACGGUUCUCUCUAUCUUGAUGGAAUGAAACUUGUAAGCGAAUCAGAGAAGGCAGAAUGGGUAGGAACCGAUAGAGUGAUUGGUUGUGGAUUUGAUCCUAGGCAGAAGAAGGUUUUCUUCACAUUAGACUCAGAGCUAAUGCAUGUCAUUCACUGUCAGACAGAGGAAUUUGGUACACCACUCUUUCCAAUCUUGGCUGCAAACAUAGACAUUCUGGUGUUAGUUAAUUUUGGACAAAGUGCAUUUAAAUAUGCACCUGCAAAUGCCCAGAGAACACCAAAUCCAUGCUUCAUAGCCCCACUUGUAAAUUCCCCUGCUGCUACCAUAGGCUAUGAUGACAGCAAGGAGCUAUUCUCAAUUGGAAGGAUUGAUUCUCAGUGGCUCAAUCGGUCCACAACCAAAGGAAGCCACAACAAUGGGAACAAUAAUAAUAACAAUAACAACAAAAAUCGAACAUUGGAUUUUGAUGAGGAGUCUGAGGCUGAUCUAUUUGAAAUCGUCUUAGAUGGUUCUGGAAAAUCGCCAAACACAGCAUCAUAGCUUACAGCAAAGAGUGCACAUUGGUAAAACAUCAUCUAUAUAUAUUUGCUUGUCCUAAUGGGACAUGGCUUUGCUGCACAUACAUGGGUUUCAUUUGGAAGAAUGUUUAACGUGUGUAUCUCGCCAUCGGUUAAUGCUGUACGAAUGAAUACACAGAACACACACAGAAGGAGAUUCAUAUACAUGACACACUACUUUACCUAUCAUCACCAAUUGUGGAGGCUUAACAUUGACUAACCAGUCAAAUACAGUUUGUCUUUCGUUAUCUACUCUAUUAUUUUUUGCAAGCGGCCAGGAAUUUAAUUUUUUCUUUUGGAAGAGAAUAUAAUCACCCCCCUCUGUAAAUUUGUAUCCUCGUAUAUAUUAAUAAAAAUGUUUCAGGUUUCAACUGCCUGUGAAAAAUGA